Molecule: messenger RNA, 649 nt
Organism: Paramuricea clavata
Lineage: Eukaryota; Metazoa; Cnidaria; Anthozoa; Malacalcyonacea; Plexauridae
Source: the annotation of a GenBank genome assembly
AUGGAAGUCAAAGCUAGACAGCGAGCUUUUAGUCGUGGCGAUAGUAUAAACUAUACACACUUAUGCCAUAAAGUCUCUAGUCUGAUAUCAAAAGCGAAAAUAGUCUACUGUGAAAGUAAAGCCAAAGACCACCGUAAAUCAAUUAACUCUAGUAAAUGGUUUAAAUCCAUCUCCUCACUAGUUGGCAUAGAUGGUACAUCCAACCUUCCGGCAAACGGGUGCCAAAACUACGAUCUUUCUGAACUGACCGAGAAACUACAGGCCGUUUUUACCGCCCCUUGGAAUGGAAUGAUGUUAGACAAUGCUGCUAGUUAUGACCUAAAUAAUGUGCAACCCACUAUCUUAAAGAAACUGAUCCCCCCAUACCAUCGAUAGGUCAGUUGAAAAUGCCCUUAAUGCAUUAAAGGUGAAGAAGGCGACUGGCAUUGAUGGAAUCCCAGCAUGGUUCCUGAAGCAGUAUAGCGAAGACUUAGCUCCCGUAGCACAUAACAUCACCACGAGUAGUAUAAUUCAAUGUAAAUACCCCACCUUGUACAAACAAGCUCUAAUAACCCCUGUGCCUAAAAUUACUCCACCAAAAAAUAUUGAAACUGAUUUUCGUCAAAUUUCUGUGCUUCCACAGUUAGCUAAAGUGCUGGAAAAGAUUUAA